UUCAUGGAGGGAUCAUACCAGAGUAUUUAUCAGCCAUUCAACAGGGACCGUUCAUGUUUGAUGAGAGAAACAGCAGUGCACUUGGACAGAACCACAUUUGCAUGAUCAGAAGAAAGAGGGAUUGGUUGAUUCCCCAUGUCAGCGUUCCAGAAAAUGAUAAAGGCCCGUUCCCAAAGGAAGUGGUGAAGAUGAAGUCCACCGCUGCUGGUUCCAUGAGGUUGAUUUAUAAUAUCACAGGUGCUGGAGCAGAUCAGCCACCCAAGGGUCUUUUCACAGUGGACAAAUAUACAGGCAUGUUAAAGGUCACCAAAAGCCUGGACAGAGAGGAAACUGAAGAAUACAUUCUCACAAUUCAUGCUUCAGGAAUCGGAUGGAAUGACAGCUUCAAAGAAACCCCAGUCAAACUCACCAUCAAAGUUAUUGACCAAAAUGACAACAAACCCUUGUGUACCCAGGAUCCUUUUAUGGGUGAAAUCCCAGAAAGGGCAAAAGAAAAUGAGCCCAUCAUACAAGUGACGGCAAAAGACAUUGAUGACCCAGAAACUGCAAAUGGCAUUGUGCAUUACAAACUGGUGAGACCCAACGGUGGGGUGUUUCACAUAGACCCGGUCAGUGGAGUCAUCAGCCUGGCCACUGUUGGCAUUUUAGACAGAGAGAAUCAAACUGUGUAUGAGCUGGCUGUUGAAGCAGCAGAUAUGUAUGGUCACGGUCUUUCUUCCACCUGUAUGGUCAUCAUCAAAAUUACUGAUAGUAAUGAUCAUGCCCCUAGGUUCAGCCAAAGGAAGUAUGCAGGUACAGUACAAGAAAAUAAGGCUGGGGCAAUUGUUGCAAGGUUGGAUGUCACGGAUAGAGAUGAGCCUUUCACUGCAAACUCAGUGGCAAAGUUCAUCAUCAUCCAGGGCAAUGAGAAAGGGCUCUUCAACAUCAGCACUGCCCCCAGCGGGAUGGAGGGAAUCAUCAUGACAUCUAAAGGUCUGGACUUCGAGCAGACCAACAGUUUUGUUCUACUGGUGGUGGUCAAGAACGAGGUUCCUUUUGCUAUUCCUCUGGUCACCUCCACUGCUACCGUCAGCAUCACAGUGCAGGAUGUAAACGAGCCGCCUGUCUUUGAGACUGCAGAGAAACAGAUCGUGAUUCCUGAGGACCACAAAGUGGGCAGCACCAUUUCCAAAUACACAGCCAAUGACCCAGAUACUGCUAGAGAGCAGAAAAUAAGGUUUUACAUGGGUACACACACAUAUAAGUUGGAGCAACGUGCAAACUGGCUGGAGAUCACAGAGGACACUGGAAUCAUCAAAGUUAGGAGCUCAAUGGAUAGAGAGGCUUCGUUCAUAAUAAAUGAACAGUACACGGUCUUAGUACUGGCAUAUGACAAUGAUGACGAUCCCGCCACAGGAACAGGCACAUUAGUGAUUAAGCUACAGGACGUUAACGACAACGCUCCAGUGCUGGAGGAGCGCAGAGUCACGAUGUGUCUCACUGAGCCGAAACCCGUCCGUCUGACCAUCACAGAUCUAGACGGCCCAGGAAAUGGCCCACCCUUCAUUGUAGAGCUAAAUACAGAAUAUCAAAGAAACUGGACCAUCAUCAGCAACUCCAGCAGCAGUGUGGUGUUGCUGAAGCCGCUCAGACCUCUGGCUCUUGGCGAAUACAGCCUGGUAUUGCGCAUGUAUGACUCCAAGAGUUUAUUUCAGGACAGUUCUAUAAUAGUGGAGGUGUGUAACUGUAAGGGUGACGAUGUUACCUGCUCCAACGGCAUCGCGGCGUUGGCUGAUGACGUCACAUACUGUAUGUGUGUAUUUCUGUGCCUCACUACUAAUAACAGUGGUUAUUUGUUCUUUUUUUCUAUAGUGCUGUUUCUGUUGCUUUUCCUCCUGAAGAGGAGGUGUGGAAGAAAGGUUCAAUGGGGACAGUUCAAACAUAAAGAAGAAGACAGAGACAAUAUUAUAUGUUACAAUGAGGAAGGAGGAGGCGAACAAGACCAGGACUUUGAUAUGGUCCUAUUGUGCAGCGGACUAGAUGUUUUCUCUACUGAUAUUGCACCAAUGGACUCACCAACGUUCUUCUAUCGGCAACAUCCAGACGAGAAUGAAGAUAUCAUGAGCGUCCUUUAUGAGAAUUUGUGCACAGCAGAUGAUGACCACUUUGUGGCACCGUAUGACUCCAUGCUGGUGUUUACUCAUGAGGGUGAGGGGUCUAUAUCUGGAUCUCUGAGCUCUCUGCAGUCGUCCAUCGGUGAUGGAGAUCAGGACUUCCAGCAUCUGCAGAACUGGGGACCUCAGUUCAGAACACUGGCUGAUAUGUUUGCUGGAGGAGAAGGAGAGUAAUGUGUGCUCUGAUCACUAUAGAGGAGGAUGUAUAUAAAAGCGUGAUGUGAAAUGUGUUACCAAAUAUGGUGUAAGUCAUUAAAGGAAUAUAGUUCUCCAAAAAAUGAAAAUGUGCUGAAA
This is a messenger RNA of Carassius auratus (goldfish), 2447 nucleotides long. Its product is annotated as B-cadherin. Lineage: Eukaryota; Metazoa; Chordata; Actinopteri; Cypriniformes; Cyprinidae. Bases 54 to 2327 code for a protein of 757 amino acids. Gene Ontology annotation, molecular function: cadherin binding; beta-catenin binding; calcium ion binding. Gene Ontology annotation, cellular component: plasma membrane; adherens junction; cytoplasm. The transcript has 14 exons. Gene Ontology annotation, biological process: calcium-dependent cell-cell adhesion; cell migration; homophilic cell-cell adhesion. The record is from RefSeq and is a predicted model, not a curated record.